AUGUCGGACCACGGAAAAUGGCACGCCAUCUGCAAGUCUAAACAGAAACGCAGAGACGAAGCGAUACCACAAGCCUGGAGACUGGGAAUCUCAGACCAAUCAAAGGACAGAAAUGUCAUGGAUGUGCCCACAUCAUGCGGCAUCUUGUCGCCGGAAGAGGUCCGCAUAACUUCUGACUACGAUGCUGUCAGCUUGGUCGAAGAGGUGGCAAAGGGCAGGUACACGGCGGAGGCGGUCACUGUCGCGUUCUGCAAGCGUGCUGCUAUUGCACAUCAACUGACCAACUGUUUGACGGAAAUAUUCUUUGAUGAGGCCAUCAAGGAUGCCAAGGCCCUGGACAAGGAAAGACUGGAACACCCGGACAGACCUCUCCGCCCAUUUCACGGGUUGCCCAUCUCCCUCAAAGACUCGUUCUUCGUACGGGGUCACGAUGCUACCAUAGGCCUGGCGUGCUUCGCGAACGAUCCCGCCCAGCAAGACGCACCUCUGGUGUCCAUGCUCCGGGAUCUGGGAGCCAUCGUUUACUGCAAAACGAAUGUUCCCCAGACACUACAGACCUCUGACACCGACAACAACGUUUUCGGCCGCACCGCAAACCCGCACCGUCAUUCCUUUACGGUUGCCGGGUCUACCGGCGGCGAAGCGGCUUUGAUAGCGCUCCGGGGGUCAAUCCUCGGCGUAGGAACCGACAUGGCGGGGAGCAUCCGCAUGCCGUCCGCGGCCUGCGGCAUCUACGGCGUCCGCCCCAGCGCCUUCAUUGUCCCCUUCGGCGGGCAGAGAAACCCGGUUCCGGACGGCAUGGUGGGCAUGGAACCUACCGCGGGCCCAAUGGCAACUACCAUGCGCUCAUGCCAAUUUUUCCUGCGCACAAUCAUGGCAGCGGAUCCAACAAAGUACGACUUCACAGCCGUGGGUCUGCCCUGGAUGGGCAAGGAUUUCGUGCCGUCGGGGCGUAAGCUGCGGAUUGGGUACGUGGUAGACGACGGCGUCUUCACGCCCUCUCCGCCUGUCCGGCGCGGCCUGCACGAGAGCAUGGGUAAACUGGAGAAUGCGGGCCAUACCAUCAUUCCCGUUGCACUCCCUGAAGUUGCCAAAGCCGUCGAUCUUGCAUAUACCAUGUUUGGAAUCGAUGGUGGAGAGUACCUCCUCAAGCGCAUGGAGUCGACUGGUGAGCCAGUUGUACCAUCCGUCCUGAACAUGGGCAUUGUCUUCAACAGUGACGGAAGUCUGCGCUCGCCCGUCACGAUGAGCGGUUUGAUGCGAGCCAACGUCUCAAGGUUCCUGAUAGCGGCGCUCUAUGCCGAGCUUUGGCGCCAGCAUGAACUGGACAUUAUCCUCAUGCCUGCUGCACCACACACGGCGAUACCGGCGGAUACGUGGACUGCAUUAUCGUACACAGUGCUGUGGAAUGUCUUAGAUUAUCCCGCAUGCGUCAUACCGGUGGGCAAGGUGGGCCCGGGCGAUUUGAAGGACCACGCUGCAGGGCACGGAGCUGCAGACGAAGCCGUAUACAAGCUGUACACUGGUCCGGAGGAGUAUGCAAACUUGCCUAUAACAGUGCAGUUGGUUGGAAAGAGGCACCAUGAUGAGGAGUUCACCGCCUAUGCAAUGCUUGUAGAUAGUAUCAUACGCGCGUAG
Molecule: messenger RNA, 1638 nt
Organism: Lasiodiplodia theobromae
Lineage: Eukaryota; Fungi; Ascomycota; Dothideomycetes; Botryosphaeriales; Botryosphaeriaceae
Product: General amidase-B
Exons: 3
Coding region: 1-1638 (545 amino acids)
Source: RefSeq, a predicted model, not a curated record